GUGGGUAAUGAUGGCUUUAUUGGAGAUUUUAGCUGUUUUGGGGCUUUUCCUAAAUGCUGCAAAUGCAUCUUCGUUAGGAGUGGUAUACACGGAGGGAGGGAUGGUUGAAGGAUCGAAUAAUGGAGUGGGACUCUUCCGCUACAUGGAUGUCUUUAAGGGCAUCCCGUUUGCUGCCCCACCGGGCCGAUUCAAGAAGCCAACUCCUCACCCUGGCUGGAGUGGGGUUCUAAAGGCCAAAAAGUUCCAAUCAAGGUGCCUGCAACUCAACCUGGUCCAGAUUGGAAGCCGUGGUAGCGAAGACUGUUUGUACCUCAACAUCUGGGUCCCUCAGGGCCGUUCAAUCUCAACUGGCCUCCCGGUCAUGGUCUACUUCUUCGGCGGUGCCUUUCUGGUCGGUGGUUCUCAGGGUGCAAACUUCCUGGAUAAUUACCUGUAUGAUGGAACUGAGAUUGCGGACCGAGGGAAAGUCAUUGUGGUGACCGUCAACUACCGUGUUGGGACCCUAGGAUUCCUCAGCACAGGAGAAUCCGAUUUACCAGGAAACUAUGGUCUGUGGGAUCAGCAUGCUGCUAUUUCUUGGGUGAACAGGAACAUCAAGGCUUUUGGAGGAGAUCCCAACAACGUCACCAUCUUUGGCGAGUCUGCUGGAGCUGCCAGCGUAAGCUUCCAGAUGCUCUCACCCCACAAUAAAGGCUUGAUCCGCCGAGCCAUCUCCCAAAGCGGUGUCGCCUUGUGCUCCUGGGCUGUUAACAGAAAUCCUAGGGCGUAUGCCGAAGGGGUUGCUAAAAGGUUGGGCUGCCCCACUGAUGAUCGCAUGGUCGACUGCCUGAAGAUGACCGACCCCAUCGAGCUAACUCUUGCUGGCCCUGUUAACCUGGCUGGAAGUGCAGAAAACCCCAUAGUGAAGAACCUGGCGCUUUCCCCUGUGAUCGAUGGCGAUUUCCUCCCCGAUGACCCCAGCAUGCUGUUCAGUAAUGCUGCUGAUAUUGACUAUCUGGCUGGAGUCAAUGACAUGGAUGGUCACAUUUUUGCUGGAUUUGAUAUUGCCUCCAUCAACCAGCCGCUCCAAACCACACCAGUUGAGGAUGUGAAAAGCGUCCUGACGGCUCUGACCAGUGAGAAAGGUGUAGCAGCUGCUGAAGCUGCUUUCGAGCAGUACACCGCUAACUGGGGAAGCAAGCCCGACAAGGCCACCAUCAAGAAAACCAUUGUGGACAUUGAGACAGACUACACCUUCCUGGUGCCAACCCAAACAGCCCUGUACCUGCAUGCCAAAAAUGCCAAGACGGCCCAUACCUACUCGUACCUGUUCUCAGAACCCAGCCGUAUGCCUGUCUACCCCAGCUGGAUGGGGGCUGACCAUGCCGAUGACCUGCAGUACGUGUUUGGAAAGCCCUUCACUACUCCUCUGGCCUACUUUCCCAGACACCGCAAGGUCUCCAAAUAUAUGAUUGCCUACUGGACCAACUUCGCCAGGACUGGUGACCCCAACAAAGGCGAGUCUGAUGUGCCUGUAGCCUGGCCUCAGUUCACUGGUGAAGGGCACCAGUUUGUGGACAUCAACCAUGACAUGGGCAAGAAUUCUAUCAAGCAGAGAAUGAGAGUUCGCUAUGUCCACUUCUGGACCAGCACCUUCGUUAGCUUUCCCAGUGUCAACUAAAAAACUCCACACCUCUGGCUCUUGUUUAAAAAGUCAAAAAAGUCAAACUAAUACGUGAAUCUAAUAAAAUA
This is a messenger RNA of Trichomycterus rosablanca, 1731 nucleotides long. Its product is annotated as bile salt-activated lipase-like. Gene Ontology annotation, molecular function: sterol ester esterase activity; triacylglycerol lipase activity; retinyl-palmitate esterase activity. The coding region runs from base 8 to 1660 and encodes 550 amino acids. Gene Ontology annotation, biological process: ceramide catabolic process; pancreatic juice secretion. The record is from RefSeq and is a predicted model, not a curated record. NCBI's taxonomy places the organism in Eukaryota, Metazoa, Chordata, Actinopteri, Siluriformes, Trichomycteridae. The transcript is spliced from 11 exons.